Messenger RNA from Capsella rubella, 1475 nucleotides. RefSeq names its product DNA repair protein RAD51 homolog 2. Bases 53 to 1165 code for a protein of 370 amino acids. Lineage: Eukaryota; Viridiplantae; Streptophyta; Magnoliopsida; Brassicales; Brassicaceae. Gene Ontology annotation, biological process: double-strand break repair via homologous recombination. The transcript is spliced from 12 exons. The record is from RefSeq and is a predicted model, not a curated record. Gene Ontology annotation, cellular component: Rad51B-Rad51C-Rad51D-XRCC2 complex; replication fork. Gene Ontology annotation, molecular function: ATP-dependent DNA damage sensor activity; ATP binding; ATP hydrolysis activity.
GAGAGAGAGGAGAGAAGAGUCUCUAAUCUCCGUCGCCGGAGACGGAAACAAAAUGGCGAACAAGCUCAUCGGAGAAAUGGGUCUUCACAUCAGAAUCUCUAAUAUCUUCGCCGCAAGAAACAUCAUCACCGCCAAGGAUGCAUUAUCAAAGACGGAGUUUGAAUUAAUGGAGCUGUUAGAUGUUGGAAUGAAAGAGAUAAAAUCAGCAGUUAGGCUCAUCAGUGAAGCUACUUCUCCACCGUGUCAAUCAGCUCGAGCUUUGCUGGAGCAAAAAGUCGAAAAGGAGCACUUAUCUGGUCAUCUUCCUACCCAUUUGAAAGGGUUGGAUGAAACUUUAUGCGGUGGGAUACCUUUUGGUGUUCUUACCGAGUUAGUUGGUCCUCCUGGUAUUGGUAAAUCACAGUUUUGUAUGAAACUUGCAUUAUCAGCCUCGUUUCCAGCAGCUUAUGGAGGAUUAGAUGGUCGUGUAGUUUAUAUAGAUGUGGAGGCCAAGUUUAGUUCAAGAAGGGUGAUAGAAAUGGGUCUGGAAAGCUUCCCGGAAGUGUUUCACCUUAAAGGAAUGGCACAAGAGAUGGCAGGACGAAUCCUAGUUUUGCGGCCAACAUCUUUAGCUAACUUUACUGAAAGUAUACAAGAACUCAAGGAUUCAAUUCUUCAAAACCAAGUAAAACUUCUAGUGAUUGAUAGUAUGACAGCUCUUCUUUCAGGUGAAAACAAACAAGGAGCUCAGAGGCAGCAUCAGUUGGGUUGGCAUAUUUCUUUCUUAAAAUCGCUUGCUGAAUUUUCUCGGAUUCCUAUAGUGGUGACUAAUCAAGUUAGAUCCCAAAGCCGCGAUGAAACUAGUCAGUUUUCUUUCCAAGCUAAACUAAAAGAUGGAUUACAAGAACACACAAAGACAUAUGAUUCUCACCUUGUUGCUGCAUUGGGGAUAAAUUGGGCUCAUGCUGUAACCAUCCGGCUGGUUCUUGAAGCCAAAUCAGGUCAGAGAAUCAUCAAGGUUGCAAAGUCUCCUAUGUCGCCUCCUUUAGCCUUCCCGUUCCAUAUAACAGCAGCUGGGAUUUCAUUGUUGAGCGACAACGGAACUGAACUGAAAGGUCCAGGAAUCAAUACCAUUCAUGCUCGAGGGCACAGCGACAUGAUUGAUUUUCAUGGGGAGUGCUCGUAGCGAAGCAAAAGCAUGUUAAUACAAAAAUUCAACAGAGGGCAACAGCUUCAGCUUCAACUUCUAAAUGCUGCAAAUAACUCCAACAGUUAGCCUCUUUAGUUCAUUUCAAGUUUCUUAAGUAAAGACUAAUAAUUUAGACAGUGAUCAUAUAGGCUUCAAUGGUACUGAUACAUGCAUUCUAACUUUUUUUUUUUUUUGCUUUUGGUAAGGUUGCCUUGUUUUAGUUUUGGUUGGACCUAACUAAACUGUUGCAAUACAUAUGAGAUGGUUUAUAUUAUAAGUUCACUAUGAAGAGAAAAAUGUUUAAUCU